Chanos chanos (milkfish) is the source of this 1967-nucleotide messenger RNA. It is a transcript of the gene iqce, whose product is annotated as IQ motif containing E. Gene Ontology annotation, molecular function: protein binding. The coding region runs from base 1 to 1920 and encodes 639 amino acids. The record is from RefSeq and is a predicted model, not a curated record. NCBI's taxonomy places the organism in Eukaryota, Metazoa, Chordata, Actinopteri, Gonorynchiformes, Chanidae. The transcript is spliced from 18 exons.
AUGAGAGCUGAGUACGAUGUUACUCACAGUACAAUCUCCAGGACAACUAACACACCUGAGUAUCUCAAACAGGCCUUAGGGAUGAAGAAACCCAGACAUUCUCGCUCAGCCUCGAAUGGCUAUGUUCCGGGAACCCCAGAUUACAAAGAGAAAGAGGACAUGUAUGACGAGAUUAUCGAUCUGAAAAAGACUGUACAGGCUCUGAGAGCAGAGGCCGAGAAAAUGAAAGUCAAACUGCGGCGUCUGGAGGAGGAGAACACCAAAAAGGACAGACAAAUAGAACAGCUGCUUGACCCAAAUAAGGGGUCGGAGUUCACCCGCGGUCUGGUGGACAGGAGAGCGGAGGGUAGCACGGUUAUAAAUGGACUCAAACAGAAAAUUCUGAGACUGGAACAGCAAUACAAAGAAAAAGAAAGUGCAUUAAGUAAACUCCAGAGCGAGUUAAAAACCACGGACACGGAGGAGCUGAAGAUCACCGCAGAGACGUACUAUGCGGAGGUUCAAAGGCUAAGAAUGCUGUUAGAAUCCACAGAAAAGAGUAUGCGUUUGGAGAGCAGAGACUGUCAGAGGCAGCAGAAGGCUCUCAGUGCGAUGGUGGCGAAACUCUCUAAGAACCUCAAACAGCUGGAAGAGGAGAACCAGCGACUCAAACAGGAAGUGACCCAGGACAUGGUCAGUUUGACGGACAGUCCCACGGGCCGAGCCAAAGGUUAUAUUGACUGGAGUAAACAGAGACUGGUGCGGCGAAUAUUAGAGCUGGAAAGGAGAUUGGAAGACGCAAAAAAUCGUCAAACAGCCAAAGAGUCCAACUCUCGUAAAGGCUCCGAGGCCGCUCUGGCCAUCGCCACGGCAACUGGGACCGAGUUAGCGGCACGAGGCAUCUCCGUGGCGACCGAGACCGACCCGACGCUGCUUUCGGAUGGAGAUCAGCAACAAGACAGUGUCCGUUUGAGAGGAGUCGUCAAAAGGCUGAGAGAGGAGAGGAGGGAGCUGCAGGAGAGGCUGUCCAUCAAAGAUGAGGAGCUGAAGAGACUGCUGGCGGAGAGAGACAAAGGGAUGAAAGAGGAAGCACUGAAUGAAGAAAAGAGAGAGCAUGAGAGAGAGAUCCAACAGCACAGAGAGGAGGUGGAGAAGCUGACAGAGAAAAUCAGCUGUUUAGAGGAGACACUGGAGGAGGAGAGGCGAUUAAGAACAGAAUUAGAGAGAAGUCAGGGGGACAGGAGGAGAAUUUGGAUCAGACACGGAGGAACUGGGCUGCCAAAGUCAUUCAGACACAGUGGCGCUUACAUUGUGCACGAGUUGACUCAUUCUAUUGGUGUCUCUCUUGUUUCUCAGGAUAUAGUCCUUCUCCAGUCUGCACUGAGGGGGCAUCUGGUCAGACUGAGGCAGUUAGAAAGGCUGAGGGAACCCAGGCAGAAUGACCUAAUACCCAGUUCCGUCGCCACGGACAACCAAUCAGUGAAAAGCAAUGAGGUUGUUUGCUCCAAUGAAAAGGCUGAUGGCCUACUGGAGAGUGAGGUGACGCUGCUUCAGUCUGUGUUCAGAGCUCACCUCCAGCGCUCUGCUCUGAGAGUAAACAGCCCCCAGACAGACCGCUCUCUCUCUGCUCUUCCUCCACUACUGGGACAGACCUCACUCUCUCUGCCCACCCACAAACCACAGGCCACAGGGAGUGAGGAAGAAGAAGGCAUAGAAGAGGAGAUCACAGAGGGAGACCCAGAAGAACAGUGUGGAGUCACAGACUCCUGUGAUGUAUCAGUCAGGAAGCAUUCAAUGGCAGAGAGCCGUGAGACAUCUGGAAAGGAUGCGAGUAAGGCCGAGGACUCAGACGACUCCGACGACAUCAUCAUCUCUCCGUCACGACCGUUUAGGAAGCGGGAAUCUUACCUCGCUGCGUCCCAUUCCCCUGAUUUGACUUAGGAGAUCUGUUGAUUUUUGACUGCUGAAAGUUGUCUUAAAUGUGUUCA